AUGUAUAGUCAGGUUGGGUCAUUGAUCAAUCGUUGGUCCAUGAUCCAAAAAUGCACAAAUAAGUUUUGUGCACAUCUAGCUCAAGUAGAGUCAUUGCACCCCAGUGGUGCGACCGAACAAAAUAAGAUUGAAAAGGCAAAAAUAUUGUACAAAGAGAUGGAACAAGGGAACUUCACAUUGGACUAUUCUUGGAAUCUUUUGAGACACCAACCCAAAUGGCAUCAACAUAUGAAUACGCUGAAUACGAGGAGAAAGCCACAUAAUAAACGUCAUUCCAAUAAGCAGUCAAGUGAAGUUUUGGGCGAUGUUGUGGAGAAGAAUGUUGAAAGGCCUACUGGAAAAAAUGCUGAAAGGAAAAAUUGA
Messenger RNA from Carya illinoinensis, 363 nucleotides. RefSeq names its product glutathione S-transferase T3-like. Lineage: Eukaryota; Viridiplantae; Streptophyta; Magnoliopsida; Fagales; Juglandaceae. The transcript is spliced from 2 exons. Bases 1 to 363 code for a protein of 120 amino acids. The record is from RefSeq and is a predicted model, not a curated record.